Caenorhabditis elegans is the source of this 1083-nucleotide messenger RNA. It is a transcript of the gene srx-78, whose product is annotated as 7TM GPCR serpentine receptor class x (Srx) domain-containing protein. Lineage: Eukaryota; Metazoa; Nematoda; Chromadorea; Rhabditida; Rhabditidae. The transcript is spliced from 7 exons. The record is from RefSeq and is marked reviewed. Bases 1 to 975 code for a protein of 324 amino acids.
AUGGAGGUAAAUUUAUCUAGCAACUCAACGGCUACCUACAAUUUUGAAAACUGGCCAAACUCUUUGGCCGCAGCUCUCAUGUUUAUGAACUCAUUCAUUGGGCUUCCUCUAAAUUCAUCAAUUAUUUGCAAUUUUGUGGUUUGCAAGAAGCAGCGAACUGCGUUCAAUAUGAUUUGUGCUAUCCGAGCAGCAAACAACGUAUAUGUUCUACUUGUAGUUAUGAUUGGAGUUUAUGUUCCGGAGAGUUUGAUAGGGUUCUCAAUUUAUCCUCGCUCUGUUGAAAGCAUUAUUAUAAUAUUUGGAAUGAAUUUAUUGGUUUAUAACGAAUUUCAAAGUGUCUAUCUUUCAAUAAACCGAUUUUUCGCAAUGUUAUUUCCAUUGCGAUUUAACUGGCUAUUGAGUAUAAAAUUUACAUUGCUAUUACAUAUUUUAUGUUAUGGGAAUCGUUUCUGGAAUGUUAUCACUGAACAUCUUGACAGAAUCGAAAACUCAAACCAUAUAUCAUUUUCUGCCGAACACUUGGCUUACGGUGGCACGUUGGCAGCACCUGACUAUUUUUUUGAGUGGUCUGUGUUGUCAAUCAUCUUUCCACUUUUUAUCAAUGCAGUAACAUAUAUUCGUUUUUAUUAUUUGAAAAAGCGGACAAGUCGGGAGUCUCAACACCGGAGAAAAGCAAGGGAAAAUGUAGCACAGUUUUUUCAAACUGUUUUUCAAGACUCAUUGUUUUUCAUAAGUAGUACUUUUGGCUUGAAGUUGAAUACAAUUAUUGCACACCGAUUCUGGACGUUCUUCUGCUUUACAUUUGUGUGGCAAUUUAUUCAUGUUCUUGAUGGAUUCAUCAUGAUGAUGUUCAAUGCUCGCUUGUCCCCAAUGAAAAGAAGACUGAAAAUUAAUAUAAUCGAGACAAUUACAAAAUUUGAUACUCGAAAGGUUUUGCCAACUCGUACCUGGUCACCGCCUACUCCAAUAUCAUAAUUUUUACAUUUUGAAAUGUUUUAAAUAUCCAUCUAAAAAUUUUUGAUAAUUUGAAGAGUGGUAUUCAUCUUAAAUGUAUACUCCAUUAAUUAAACAUUAUAAGUCUCA